AUGACUAGUACCACCAAGAUCGUCAUAAUUACUGGAUGCAGCUCGGGGAUCGGCCUUGCUGCCACUAAACUGUUUGUGGAGAAAGGAUACAAUGUGUUCGGCCUCGAUGUCGCAGACUUCGCAAUCGAGAUGGACGAUAAGGUAUUCUCAUUCCACAAAGCAGACCUCUGUAAAGAUGGUGCGAUUGAGGCCGCCGUCGAGGCCUGUGUGAAGAAGUUCGGACCGCCCACAACACUGCUCAACAUCGCCGGUGUCAUGGACGCCUUCGAGGCCGCAGACACCGUCUCCGACGCUCAAUGGGACCGCCAGAUCGCAGUCAACCUCACCGCGCCUGUCAAACUGAUGCGCGCGGUCUUGCCCCACAUGCAAGCAGCCAAACAAGGCGCCAUUGUCAAUGUGUGUUCGCGCGCUGCAAUCGGCGGCGCCUGCGCUGGUGUCGCAUAUACGGCCAGCAAGCACGGUCUCCUCGGCGCAACCAAGAACACUGCCUGGCGUUUUCGCAAGGAGAGAAUUCGCGUCAACGCCGUGCUUCCGGGCGCUAUCGCCACAGGAAUUGGAUCUAGCAUAAGCAGAGAUUCCUUUGACAAGGCCUCUUACGCGGAGUGCUUGCCGGUUACCAAUCUGACCAGCGACCAAUCACUAGAAUAUGAGCAGAGAAAGGAGCAGGACAUUCAGCCGGAAGCUGUUGCAAAGAGUAUAUAUUUUCUGGCGAGUGAGGAUGCGGGGGUUUUGACGGGUGUCUGUAUGCCGGUCGACAAAGGGUGGAGUACGAUUUGA
This is a messenger RNA of Pseudovirgaria hyperparasitica, 777 nucleotides long. Its product is annotated as putative short chain dehydrogenase/oxidoreductase. The record is from RefSeq and is a predicted model, not a curated record. Bases 1 to 777 code for a protein of 258 amino acids. NCBI's taxonomy places the organism in Eukaryota, Fungi, Ascomycota, Dothideomycetes, Acrospermales, Acrospermaceae. The transcript has 3 exons. Gene Ontology annotation, molecular function: oxidoreductase activity, acting on the CH-OH group of donors, NAD or NADP as acceptor.